AUGACUGAAACAUCAGAAAGCCAGUAUAAUUCAAAAAAGUUUGUUGUUAUCUGGCUUGAUACUAACACUAACCUAACUAAUUAUUCUGCUGACAUGUUAGCAAAGCAUGCACGUGGCAUGAUUGGCUCUGUACUUACAUUCAACGAUGCUGACCAAUGCAUUGAUCUUAUAACAGAUGUUGAAGAUGUACAUAUAUUUUUUAUUAUAUCUGAAUCAUUGAGUAUCAAUAUUGUCCCAUUGAUUUAUCAAAUACAGCAAAUUCACGCAAUUUAUAUAUAUUCCUUAAAUGCAAACCAGCCCGAACAAUGUUUAAAACAAUACCGAAAAGUACAUGGCAUUUACAGUGAUAUUCAUUCGAUUAGUCAUCAAUUAAAUAAAGAUAUUUUACAAUUAUUGAGGGAUUUUAUUUCAACACACAUACUUCCUUCCAUUUAUGAUAAAAAUGAUGACAACAAAUUGCCUGUAUCAAUUGUGUAUUCACAAAUUUUGAGAGAUAUUUUAAUUCAGAUGGAUGAUUGUGAAAUAGCUAAACAAGAAAUGGUCGAGUUAUUGCGUAAACACUCUAUGACUAAUAUUGAAGAGCUGAAAUUAAUCGAUGAGUUUGACUUAAAUUAUCGGCCUGCGUCAGCUGUAUGGUGGUAUACGCGACCAUGUUUUCUACAUAAAAUGUUGAAUGAUGCCCUCAGAAGGCAAGACAUUGACGUACUUUAUAAAUUUCGUUGUUUCAUUAAAGAUUUGCAUGAACUAUUGGCACAUUUCCAGUUAUCAAUGUGGAAAAAACUAAAAUCAAAUACAUGUUACCGUGCUCAAGCAAUGGCAAAAAAUGAAUUUAUUCAACUACAACCAAAUGGACUUUUAGCAUUUGAUAACUUUUUAUCAACGACGGCGGAGAAAAACGUCGCUGAAUCCUAUGUUGGUUGCGAACAAGGCCAUGUGGGAGUUUUAUUCGAAAUAGAAGCUGAUGGCACUUGUCUGACCCAUAAUACUCCAUUUGCUUCUAUCCAAGAUUACAGUUAUUUUUUAGAGGAAAAUGAAGUCUUAUUUUCCAUGGGAAGCAUAUUUCGAAUUCGUUCUAUUCUCAAAGUGGAGAAUGCAAAUGAUUUGUAUCAAGUAAAAUUAAUAAUAACGAAUAAAGAAGAUGUAGAACUGAAUGAAUUGAGAGAAAGUAUCAAAAAUGAAAUUGGUGAUCACAAUGGUAUUUUUUCUUUGGGAUCGCUAAUGAGAAUUAUGGGGAAAUAUGAUAAAGCGCUGCACUUCUUUCAAUUGCUAUUAAAUAGUUCAUCGUUAGAAGUGAAUGAUCCAAUUCGUCUUAGUAUUAUCUAUAAUGAGAUUGGAGUUGCCUACCUAGGACUGAAGGAUUACAUAAAAGCAUUGGAGUUUUAUCAAAAAUCACUUAAACUUAAAAGAAUACAUUUAAAAGCAAAUGACAAAAACAUUUCUGUAGUAUUAUCGAAUAUUGGUAUAGCUUAUGGUAAACAAGGUAUGCCAGAUGAAGCAUUAGCUUAUUUCAAGGAAGCAGCUGAAAUCGAUAUGAAUAAUGCUCACGAUGAUAAUAAAUCGGAUAGAUUACGCCAGGCAUACAACAAUGAGCAUAUGGGCUGUGUAUAUGCUGAAAAAGGUGAUUAUUCGAGAGCUUUACAUCAUUUUCGAAUGACGCAAGAAAUUGAAAAUGAUGUAUUACCACCUUAUCAUACAAACCAUGUAUUUACAAACAAAAAUAUCGGUGCUAUUUUUCUUCAACAAUUAAAAUAUGACGAAGCAUUGAUUUAUUUUCAAAAGGCACUUGCAGUUCAAACAAGAGCUUUAUCCGAUACACAUCCUCAAGUAAUUCAAUUACAUCAGUAUAUUGGCGACACGUAUGAAGGACAAAAAAAUUAUACUCAAGCAUUAUUAUUCUAUACCCGCACACUAAAACUUGCAACUAGGUCUUCAUACACUGACGCUUCCUUCGCUGCUAUGAUAAACAGUCGCAUAGCUGAUAUGCAUUUGGAGUUAAAGCAAUAUCAGGAAGCAUUGUGGUUUUAUAGGCGAUCGUUGGACUUGAGAUUAAAUUCACUGAUAGAAGAUGAAAAGGAAAUAGCCAUAUUAUAUAUAAGAAUUGGCUUGAGUUUAUAUCUUUUGGAAGAUUUUAAGAAGUCGUUUGAAAAUAUGGAAAAGGGCGUACAAAUCUUAAGCAAAACAGAGCCAUCGGAUGAUGAUGAACUAAGAAAAUACAUUAUGGUCACUGAGUUGAUUCGUAAAAAGGCGUAA
Messenger RNA from Rotaria socialis, 2250 nucleotides. Lineage: Eukaryota; Metazoa; Rotifera; Eurotatoria; Philodinida; Philodinidae. The record is from the annotation of a GenBank genome assembly.